CUCAAAGGAUCAAGAAGGAAGCAAAGGGGCCGUUUUAGAAAUCGGAGGGACUGGGGGCUCCAACGUUUAACAAGACGAUCUAAUUGAAAACUGCAAGGAUGAUCGCCACCACGCAACAGAACAUGACCACAGACCUGCAGGACAUGGGGGGUUCAGGGGGACCGCCGCGAAACUGGAAGGGCAUUGGGAUCGCCAUGGUGGUGAUUCUGGGGGUCCUGUCACUGGUCAUCCUCGCUGUCAUCAUGCUGACCCCUGAGGAGUCCCGGCUCUCUCUCCUGUCCCCCCUGACUGUAGAGGACUUGGAGGCUGAGGAGUUCAAAGUUCACGACCCCUGUGAGACCUGGCUAAAUGAGAACGAGGUGGCACUGCGCAACCGGGCCGGAUCCGUGCUGAAACACAGCCUCCACCUCAACCUCACCUCCACCCUGCUGGACAACUCCACCUUCGACCUGAAAGCCGUCAAGUUCCAGGUGUCCACCGACCAGAGGUUUGUCCUGUUGGCCUACGACAUUCACCCGGUGUUCUCUCACUCCUACACAGCCUCCUAUGUCAUCUACAAUGUGAUCACCGGAGAUUUAUCUGCUCUCAAGCCACCUGAGAUGGAAGCUGCUGUUUUGCAGUAUGCUGCCUGGGGACCCCAAGGGAACCAACUAGCCUUUGUCUAUGAUAACAACAUUUACUACCAGUCUGAGGUGUCAAGCGGGCCCCUUCGACUCACAUCCUCUGGCAGGCAGGGCCUGGUUGUCAACGGAGUGACUGACUGGAUCUAUGGCGAGGAGGUGCUGCAAACAUACCCCGCCCACUGGUGGUCCAAGGAUGGAGCUCGGUUGGCUUACCUCACCAUCAACAAUUCAGCCACACCCUUUAUGGAGAUACCUCACUUCCUGGGCGGGGGUUAUCCUGCCAAUAUGUUCUACCCGUAUCCGAAGGCUGGUGCCAACAUUCCCUCAGUGGGGCUCUUUGUCGUCAAUCUCUAUGGCCCUGCCCACACCUUGGAGAUGAUUCCUCCAGACUCAUUCAGGACCAGGAACUACUACAUCGCCAUGGUGAAUUGGAUCAGCAGCACACGGCUCGCUGUGCGCUGGCUGAACAGGCCUCAGAACCAAUCAGUGCUCUCCGUGUGUGAGGCCACGACCGGGGCGUGCUCAGAGAAACACAAAAUGGCCGUGGACGUUUGGCAGGACCAGAGGCAGGAGGCGCCAUUGUUUUCUGGAGACGGGUCUGUGUUCUACAUGACUCUCCCCGCCAAGCAAGGCGCUCGCGGCGAGUUCCGCCACAUCGCUGCUCUACCUGUUCAGCCUGCCGUUCCCUCGGUCCCCCCUCGCUUCCUGACGUCAGGAAACUGGGACGUCACAUCUUUAUGCGCCUUGGACGAGGAAAUGGGUAAAAUAUAUUUCCUGAGCACAGAAGAGUCCAGGCAGAGCAGACAUUUAUACAGUGUGGAUGUCGGGGGUGUGUUCCUGAGACAAUGUCUGACCUGCAGUCUGAUUGAGGGGUGCAGCUUUUUUGAGGUUCAGUUCAGCCCAAACCAAACUCAGUUCAUCCUCCAUUGUUUAGGCCCUGGGAUCCCUAAGGUUACCGUUCACAGGACAAAUGAUCCGUACAGAUACGUGGUGCUGGAGGAUAAUUGGCAUCUGUCUCAGGCCCUGGAGGGAAAGCGGGUGCCAGAGACACAGUUCCACACCCUCUCAGACGUGGACUUCGAUCUUCACCUGAAGAUGGCGCUACCCCCAGGGUACGAGAGCAACCUCCACCCACUCCUCCUCAUUGUAGACGGUGUGCCAGGCAGCCAGGCGGUGACAGAGGAGUUCUCACUGGGCUGGCCGGAGGUCCUGAGCAGCACCCACGGGGUGGCGCUGGCCUGGGUGGACGGCAGGAAUGGGGUCACACGGGGGCAGAAGUCCCCUGCUCUCGACCCUCGGAAACUGGGCUCCCUGGCGGUCAAGGACCAGCUGGGUGUCGUUGAGUGGCUUAUGCAGUUGCCUUACAUAGACCACAGACGGAUCGCUCUGUAUGGGAAGGCCUUUGGUGGCUAUUUAACCCUAAAGAUGCUGUCUGCUACAGACAGGCUGUUCAAGUGUGCAGCUGUGAUGGCUCCCAUAACAGACUUCCGGCUAUAUAGUGCGGCCUUUUCCGAGAGGUUCCUGGGUCUUCCUGCCAAAGAAGAGAGCUUCUAUACGGCAGCGUCAGUGCUAGAGGAAGUGCACAAGCUGAAAGAUGAGAACUUCCUGCUUCUACAUGGCACUGCUGACACGCGGGUACACUUCCAGCACAGCGCGGAGCUGCUCAGCCGCCUGGUGAAGAUGGAGGCCAACUACUCCCUGCAGCUGUACCCGGACGAGGGCCACGUCCUGAGAGAGGAGAGCAGCAGGCAGCACUGCCAGCGCAGGCUCUGCCACUUCUACCAGGCCUGCCUGCAGUACUUCCCCUACGCCUCUGAGCCAGAGCCCGAGGAGGACGACUACUGAGGCCCCCCUGCGCCCGCUAACUCCCCCACGCUAACGCCUCCCCUUCCCCAAACCACCUGAGGGCCAAGAGGAUGCCUAUGAACCCCCCCUGCACCCGCUAACUCCCCCACGCUAAUGCCUCCCCUUCCCCAAACCACCUGAGGGCCAAGAGGAUGCCUAUGAACCCCCCCUGCGCCCUCUAACUCCCCCACGCUAAUGCCUCCCCUUCCCCAAACCACCUGAGGGCCAAGAGGAUGCCUAUGAACCCCCACUGAGCUCACGAACUCCCCCACGCUAAUGCCUCCCCUUCCCCAAACCACCUGAGGGCCAAGAGGAUGCCUACUGAACCUUCACUGGACUCAGACACUGCACCAGAUCAGACUGUCCCAGUGAAGGACAAGGGAAGCGGGGGCGCUGGGCGAAAAUGGAAAAUUCUGCAGAUGAAAUUGAAGCACUCGCCACUCACGCCAGAACUUUCAGAAAGGGGGCCUCUCCCCUCUGUUGAUUUUUUCUUUCUUUCCACAUCUGAUAUCAGAGACCCAGCCAGUUUACUUUAGUGUUCUGUAGGAUUCGGCCUGGAGCAUUCCCAUAUUGGCCUGUAGUGAAACUAUUUUUUGUUGCAGGGGUGUCCUGCAGGGCGUCAGAUGUUUCCCUCUCUCUCCCCUUGUUCGCCUCUGGUCUCUGGUAUGUGUCUGGUAUGUACCUUAUAAACAAGUUCUGGGGCAGCUAGUGGAUGCUUGGGAUUCAAGAUUGCCUUUUAAAAAAGACUGCCGCUUGGAUGCCUGGCUUGGGCCAGUUCAGAAAAGAACACCCUUAGGAAUGCAGGGCGCUCUCUUUUCUGCCGGCUGAGAAUCAGCCUAUUGUGCAAAAUGAAUGGAUACUUUUUUAAAUGAUUAUUAUGAGUAUUAUUUGUAUUGCUGAACACAUGGUUCCACCUCUUUUGCUGUAUUAACAAGCAACCUCACUCCUCCUUGCAUUUUCGUAUUGCCAAUUUGUAUGUCUUAUAAAGGCCAAUGAGACUCUGAGCUUGUUUCUUCCCUGGAAUGAAGAAAGAUUUCCCCCAAAGUUUUCACUUCACUGGAUUGUGAAUGCGUAUGUUAAUACAGGUUUAUUGCAUGUUUGACAAUAUUUCUGAUCUGACUUCUUUAAAAGAAUUUGAUUUUUUCCUCAUUGAAUCUUGUAACCACUCAUAGUGUAAUAUCCCACUGAAAAAAAAAAAUUCUUCUGCCUAAAGAUAAAGUCAUUUAAUUAUGUUACAUUCCACUGAAACUGACAAAUCAAGAUACCGAGCAAUAAAACAAGAUAUUUGAGUGCUACCGAGAGUGUACGUUGAAAGUCAGCCUCUUUUUCACUCCUUAUCUUUGUCAAAAGUAAAGAAGGCUUUUAUUUUCCCUUUGCCUUGCAAAUGUGAAAACUCAAUAACUGCAAAAAUAGACUAAUGUUGCACCUGCUCAAUACUUCAUGUUCCAGAAUGCACUAGAUUGUAGUUCCACACACUCCCCUCCCAGCCUGCGUCUUCUCUACCAACGCCAUGAAAACGUGGUGAGGUGCAUGUUGUUUGUAAAUGAAUGCCCUUAAGCCUUUAAGUUCAAUUUGUUUUUUAUUCUCCUUUAAAGAAAUAUGAAGAUAUGUGAAUGUGUUUUUUAAAAUAAAGUAUUGUCUUCUUUGGUUUA
Messenger RNA from Conger conger (European conger), 4120 nucleotides. Its product is annotated as inactive dipeptidyl peptidase 10. Gene Ontology annotation, biological process: proteolysis. Lineage: Eukaryota; Metazoa; Chordata; Actinopteri; Anguilliformes; Congridae. The record is from RefSeq and is a predicted model, not a curated record. The transcript has 25 exons. Gene Ontology annotation, molecular function: dipeptidyl-peptidase activity; serine-type peptidase activity. Bases 99 to 2468 code for a protein of 789 amino acids.